Molecule: messenger RNA, 1486 nt
Organism: Topomyia yanbarensis
Lineage: Eukaryota; Metazoa; Arthropoda; Insecta; Diptera; Culicidae
Exons: 3
Coding region: 167-1477 (436 amino acids)
Biological process (GO): regulation of transcription by RNA polymerase II
Cellular component (GO): nucleus; transcription regulator complex
Molecular function (GO): DNA binding
Source: RefSeq, a predicted model, not a curated record
AGUGAAACGCACAACGAAAAGUUCCGAAAUAAUUUUGCGAUUUUGUCCCCAUCGCCGCAAAUCAAAACUAGUAAAACAAAUCGAAUGUGCGUUUCUGUGGUGUAAAUAUUUUGCAUCUGUUUUGUUUACAUCACGAACUUCGGUUACUACCGUCCUGUUACUACUAAUGUUCCAAAUAAUAAAAACUGGACAAACCAAGAUGCACGGACUGCAUUACCUAGAGCUUCCGCAAAAGGGAACUUCGCCACCUCCACCGUCGUUGAUGGUGAGGACAACCUUCCCCGGCAGUGGUACCAAACGGCAGUUUGUCAAGGUAAACGAAGAAGUAUUCGUUAGCGAAAUCAAAAAGCGACCGAUUCUGUACAAUACGACCAUGAAGGAUCACAAACGGUUUAGUACACGACACGAAGCCUGGGCCGAGGUUGCCGUGGCGAUGAACUUGUCCGAGCAGGAGUGCAAGAAACGCUGGCGAAGUCUGCGGGAUGCCUUCAUGAAGGUAGUUCGAAACAAGAGCGAGGAAGAGCAGAAAACCUGGAUUCAUUAUCGUUUGUUGGAAUUUCUGCUGCCGUACAUAGGAAAGAAAGGUAAGAGAUCCAGAGAAGUUGAAUGUUUGGAAGAGUUCGAUAAUGACGAUGAUGAUGAUGCUGAGUACGUGGAAUUUGAGGACAGUGAUGAAAUUUACAAGGGAAACCGAGAACCUAUAACUGUCUCCUAUGUGACAGAAGACGGAGAGGAAGUAUUCCAAAUGCUUCAAGAUCCAGACAGCAUUCCUGAAGGCGCAGUGAUAGGGAUCGAAGAAACAGAAGAUGAAGAAGAAAUUGAGGAAGAAAAUGAAAUACUUCAUAGCAUUCAUCCUUCGGAACGACUCAAUGAGGAACUGACUAACGCUAACCAAGAUCACCCCGAGAAUUUCCUGUACGAGGAACGUUUAGAUUCCACAAUGUUAGAUAUUCAGCAAUCCUACGAAAUGACAGAGCAGCAAUCGUACACUCAGGAAACAGUUAAGCAAGAGAUUUUUUCCGAGAUUCAUGUAGAUGAGCUUGAAACGGAUUCGGUAAUAGAGCAUCUGGAAGAAGGUCGUGCGACACCCAAGUCGGAAAAAACUGAACGAAUGAAUCUUGAAAAGCCAGCAAUCAUCGAACAUACUGCAGAUCGUCAGGAAUCAACCACUACUAUUAUUAGCGAAAACCAGCAUCUUCCUUCGACAGAAUUAGCUGUCUUCGAUCAACCGUUGCAGCAGCAAGCAUCCACUGCACUAAUUCAAUGUAACUCAUCUGGUCGAGAGAAUACUCAAGCAAAUAUCGUGAUUCCGCAAGAUCCGACUGUCAAGUCCGGUUGUAGCGAUUCAGAUGAACGGUUUCUUCUAUCAUGUGCACCAAUUUUGCGACGAUUACCAAACAAAAAGAAUCAACUGGCUCGAUUGAAAAUUCAACAGUUACUGUUCGAGUUAGAGUACGACGAAAAAUAUAGCAGUUAAUAUUCAAAA